Messenger RNA from Protopolystoma xenopodis, 354 nucleotides. NCBI's taxonomy places the organism in Eukaryota, Metazoa, Platyhelminthes, Monogenea, Polystomatidea, Polystomatidae. The record is from the annotation of a GenBank genome assembly.
GAGCUCUAUGCCCUUGCCAAUGGUUUUGGACAAUGCCUGCAGCACGUGACCAGCCAUGUAUCAAAUUAUCUACUUCGGGAUCCCAACAUUUGGUCUUCUCCUGAUUCUUUGCCUGCAGUAGGUGACCUUUUUGCCGAACUCCUUCUUACUGAGUUAAACGAUCCUGGAUUGACAGGUGAUCUUCUCUUGGACGCAUAUUCGCCCGAACCCUUGCAAUCCACGAAUUCUGAUCCCUCUGUGCAUAACCCAGUAUCUCGGGAGUCCGAUGAACCUGAUAUACUUUCACGUCGUGAGCUCAUCCUUCCAUUUCUUUGUCCUAUUAAUUUCUUAUUAGCUGUGUCUUAUUUCUUGUAA